Messenger RNA from Drosophila mojavensis, 505 nucleotides. RefSeq names its product acyl-CoA-binding protein homolog (gene Acbp2). The transcript is spliced from 3 exons. Gene Ontology annotation, biological process: fatty acid metabolic process. The coding region runs from base 96 to 359 and encodes 87 amino acids. The record is from RefSeq and is a predicted model, not a curated record. Lineage: Eukaryota; Metazoa; Arthropoda; Insecta; Diptera; Drosophilidae. Gene Ontology annotation, molecular function: long-chain fatty acyl-CoA binding.
UUUAAAUUGAAAGUCAAAUCGAGACUCGGAUUCAGAUAGUGCCGAGUUCUGAGACCGCCCAGACAGCAAAAGCCAUCAUUAAAAUCUAAAUCGAGAUGUCCCUCACUGAGCAAUUCAAUGCCGCCGCCGAGAAGGUGAAGACGCUGACCAAGCGUCCCAGUGAUGAAGAGUUCCUCGAGCUGUAUGCCCUCUUCAAGCAGGCCACCGUUGGCGACAAUGAGACCAGCAAGCCCGGCCUUCUGGACCUGAAGGGCAAGGCCAAGUGGGAGGCCUGGAGCAAGCAGAAGGGCAAGUCCACCGAGGCAGCACAGAAGGAGUACAUUGCCUUCGUCGAGGGUCUGGUGGCCAAGUAUGCCUAAGCUCAAAGCCAGAGCCAAACUGAAUUGAUUUUACACAACAACCAGAGAGACUAAAUCUAUUUAUACACAAAUUGUAGAUAAUACGGAACAAGAUCUUCUUAAUGCCUAAUAAAACUUGAUUACUAACUUUUGUACACACAACGAAA